This is a messenger RNA of Exaiptasia diaphana, 1660 nucleotides long. RefSeq lists its product as uncharacterized. The coding region runs from base 146 to 1660 and encodes 504 amino acids. The record is from RefSeq and is a predicted model, not a curated record. The transcript has 2 exons. NCBI's taxonomy places the organism in Eukaryota, Metazoa, Cnidaria, Anthozoa, Actiniaria, Aiptasiidae.
AUUCUGUCGAAGAAGAUUGCACCAACAACAAGAAAUUUCUGCAGUGAACUCAAUAAAACAGACUUUAAAUGAAAACGACUACUAACUUAAGGCAAGCUCAGCGGAGCUUAACAYAAAGUGAAGAAGAAAAAGAACUCGACACAUAAUGGUUUGGAAAGAACAAGGAAAAAGAGGAAUCCAUAGUGGACGUACAGUCCGUCGAAAUGUACUCCAUCAGCUACAAGAGGGUUUACUAGUAAAGUAUAAAGAGAACACUGCAGUUCCAUAUUCUGACAUAAAAUCACUACUUGAAGACCGCUAUGGUAUUACAGAUGGAUUGGAAAUGGGCUACAUACCAAAUCGACAAAAUAAUAAUGUACUAGAGUUAUCUUCCGAACUAGAGUUCUCUCUUGGUAAAAGAAAGAGAUGGCUUCUUCCCGACCUAGUGAAGGAGCGACUCGAAGAAGGAGACGAGUGUGAAAGCGAAGAAGAAUUUGAAGAAUCAGAAGAUCUUCAUAUCUGCUUUCACGAAAGGCAUAUUUUUGAUUUCGCCAGUAUAAACAGAGGAGAUUGUGUCUCGGUUUACAGCGAUAAAGAUGGACAACUCCAUUCCAAGCAUAAGUACUCGUAUUUCAGCGACUUAAKACAUAAAGGCAUUGACACAAAACCACCAGAGGUUAUUUAUGAAAUGUGUAAUCCCCCUUUGCUUACUUCCUGGCCAAACUUCAGAGAGGAGCAAGUGCCUAUUUSUUCCAAAGAUGGUGUGGAUCGAAAGAAAUCAAAGUGGAAAUGYAAGGGAAGAAAAAACAAAGGAAACCGUUUUGGACUUAGCAAAGAUGAUUGUGAAUUAAUGUUUCCAACAAAAAGAAUGCAUUCAAAUCCUCACGAUUGCAAAGUCAAAGUUAUCACCAAAGAYGACUUUGAAUCURCUACCAAGAACAUGAACRCUUCAAGCAAGCAUGGAAAAUUGUUCAAUCUUGAAGACUUCACARAUACUGCAGUGAAAGUGAACAAUGAAAAWMCUUCAUGUUUCUCUUCCACUUUUCAGAAGUAUGGCAAAGGGUGUGCAAUAUUUGUUGAAAGUGAUCCAAUGAAAGAAGURCURCCUAACAUCACAAAGGAGGUUCAGCAAAAGAGUUUUAUUGGUGCUCAACAUAAAGUCAACAUCAARAUGGACACUCAAGAUAUUGAACCUGCAAGGCUUUCUUGUGAAUGGAGUGACAACUACAAGGAAGGGAAAACAUCACCAAGGAAAUUUGCCAUCAAUAUUACUCCCCUUUUACCCAACAGCAAGAAAAGAAAAGUAGGAAGACUGGAGAAAGCAAUGUCCAAUUAUGCUGUCAUGUCUUCAAUGCUUGUUCUCCCUACAAACCAUUCCCGUGUAUCAAGGUUCAUGGAAAGUGUGGUUGACAGUAAUGCAGUGAAAGCAAUUGGAGAUGCCAUAGACUUUGAGUUUCAAGCUCGUGUUGUUGUGGAAGGCCUGGCAAAGAAAGCUGCAAUUUCAAAGGCUCAAGUUGGAAAUACAGCAUUCAGAAAAAUGAGGCAACUAUCCUUUGUUACAGAUAGAAUUGACUGCAUACUUCAAGAACCAGGUUUGGUUGGUAACAAUGAAAGGAUUGCAUGUCUCACAAGAUUAGUAGAAAUGGGAACUGAAUGUAUUUUAUCACUAAAAGACUUGUAA